CUCUGCGAAGAAGACACCGCAGACUGCGGCCAAGGCCAUGAUGCAGGCCCGCGCUCGCUGAAAAUGGAGAUUCACAAGAAUUUCUCCAAUUUUGCGGCAUUGCUUCCUUUCUUGGCUCUUCUGCAAGGGUUGCGCUGCGCGCAGCGGGGUUGCGGAGAUCCCAACGCGCGGAGUGCCUUCGAAAGAUUCUCGGCUGCCAUAGUAUUUGAAGAAGACGCUCAAGCCUGAGAACGCGGUCACAGGACCAAAUGCUGCUGUUUACAUCGGCACUGAUGUGGCAGGACAUAUACCACCGGAGUACUCUUGCAGAUCGGCCAUGUCCUUUCUCGCGUGCAUCGACUCAAAAAGCAGUCUUUGAGGUGCGCCCUCAAGAGUAGCUAGAGCUUAAAAUCGCAGGAGGAGCAACGUCUCUUGCAUCGAGCCCAAGUUGAAUCACAAAAUUGAUCUUUAGCAGACGGUUUUGCGCUGAUCGUCAGUUAUGGAGAAGCGGAAACUCUUAUCAGAUGUCGGGGUCUGGGCCCUCAACAUUGGCAGUUCGGUGGGCAUCAUCUUUGCUAACAAGCAAGUGCUCUCCGUCUUCGACUUCAAAUUUGCCACGUCGCUAACCGCGAUGCACUUCCUGGUGACGUCGUUGGCGGGGGCCCUCGGAAAGGCGUCGGGAGGCGUCAUGUCGUCCGGAAAGACGGUCCCGUUCUGGGACAUUCUGCUGUUCACGGUCAUGGCAAACUGCUCCAUUGUGGGGAUGAACGUCAGCCUGAUGCUCAAUUCGGUCGGCUUUUAUCAGAUCUCAAAGCUGAGCAUGAUCCCAGUGAGCUGCGUCUUCGAGUACCUCAUCCACGGCAAGACCUUCUCCGCUGAGGUCAAGGCAUCCAUCGCCGUCGUGCUACUGGGCGUGGGGGUGGUCACCGUGACGGACCUGAACGUCAACUUUGCCGGACUCCUGACUGCCGUGAUCGCCGUCGUCUCGACGUCUCUCCAGCAGAUCUUCAUCGGCUCCCUCCAAAAGAAGCACGGCGUGACGUCCUUCGAGCUCCUCGGCAAAGUCGCGCCCAUCCAGGCCGUCACGCUCACGGUCAUGGGCCCCUUCGUCGACUACUUCCUCACGAGCCGCCGGGUCAUCGACUACCCGUUCUCCGUUCCAGCCCUGAUGUUCAUCGGGCUCUCCUGUGUGCUCGCCGUCUUCUGCAACAUCAGCCAGUUCAUGUGCAUCGGCCGGUUCAGCGCUGUAACUUUCCAGGUCGUCGGUCACAUCAAGACGGUCCUGAUUCUCUUUCUCGGCUGGGCGGUGUUCCACCAGGCCAUGAGCCUCAAGAACGUGGGCGGAAUCGUGCUGGCGAUCGCCGGAAUGCUGGGGUACAGCUGGGCGCUAGAGUACGGGGGCAAAAGCAAGCUCCAACCGGAGAGCGUCAUCCGGGCCGCUGCGACGAAUGCGAUCAAACGGGUUAUAAACGCCGGGGAUGCCAAGGAGGAUGGCGAGACGAGCCCGAUGCUUCUGCAACGGGUGAACAGCGGGGAGCUCCGCAUGGUCGACGACAGCAAAGUGUAAAGUAGAAUCAGAGCAUUGUAAGAUUAUUAAUACCGGGUUUCGGAAAAUGGAAGGUGCAACCUGAGCCGCACAUCUGCGGUUCUUGCAUUAUACUGGUAUUCACAGUAGCGGAAGGACGAUUAUGUCGAGCAGUGUAGACACCCGCGGUAAAGGUAACACAUUUGUACUGAAUCUGACUGCCGAACUCAGUUCAACAGCGGCCCGCCAUAGUUCAUAAUCUAGCCUUCCGGCAUGAAUCCGUGACAUCAGACCCUACAAACAUCUAGUCGCGGAAGCUCAUUAAUCGCAACGUAAGGUCCACUUUGAGGAGCCUACCUAAUCAAGUCACAUGCAUUGUUGACUGAGCAAUCUUGUAUAAGCAGUCAUUGAAUGACGCUUUGUCGUGCCGUG
Molecule: messenger RNA, 1936 nt
Organism: Klebsormidium nitens
Lineage: Eukaryota; Viridiplantae; Streptophyta; Klebsormidiophyceae; Klebsormidiales; Klebsormidiaceae
Source: the annotation of a GenBank genome assembly